Messenger RNA from Momordica charantia (bitter melon), 2245 nucleotides. RefSeq lists its product as uncharacterized. Gene Ontology annotation, biological process: protein transport. The record is from RefSeq and is a predicted model, not a curated record. Lineage: Eukaryota; Viridiplantae; Streptophyta; Magnoliopsida; Cucurbitales; Cucurbitaceae.
GUAAGGAAAUAUUUGGAACCGAACGACGCGUUUAGUCCCAAAUACCAAAUUUUCUCAAAUAUCUUACUUUGGUUGGGUCCCUUCCUCCCUCCCCUCUCUCUGUUUUUUUCUUCUUGAUUAGGUUGAGCUUCAAUCGCAGUCUCGCCAUUUCUCCUCCAAUUUUCUACUGCCAUCAGAGCUUCCACACUUGUCGAUUCUUCAAAUUCAGUUUCUUGGUGUCUUUCAAUUGGGCGGUGAAAAGAAAAGAAAAGAAAAGGGAUUUCGUUUCCAUCUCCAUCGGAUCGGAUCUUCAUCCCCAUGUCGAUGCUCGAUUCCUUCUUCAACAAGGGCUUCAAGGCUGCAAAAUGUAAAACCCUGCUCAAAUUGACAAUUCCUCGAAUAAAGCUGCUGAGGAAUCGAAGAGAGAUUCAGCUUAAGCAGAUGCGCCGAGAUAUAGCCAAGCUUCUCGAGACUGGUCAAGAAGCUACUGCUCGCAUUCGGGUAGAGCAUAUAAUCAGAGAAGAAAAUAUGAUGGCUGCUCAGGAAAUUCUUGAGUUGUUUUGCGAGCUUAUCGUCGUUCGCCUUCCAAUUAUUGAAACACAAAGGGAAUGUCCCUUAGACUUGAAAGAAGCAAUCUCUAGUGUGUGUUUUGCUGCUCCAAGGUGUGCAGAUCUUACUGAGCUUCUCCAGGUUCAGCUGCUUUUUGCAGAAAAAUAUGGGAAGAAUUUUGUAUCAGCAGCAACCGAGCUCUUGCCUAACUGUGGUGUUAAUCGCCAGUUGAUAGAGCUGCUUUCUGUUCGUUCUCCUUCACCUGAAAAGAAACUGAAGCUCUUAAAGGAAAUUGCCGAAGAGCACGACUUAGAUUGGGAUCCUGCUGGAACUGAAGCUGAGUUUAACAAAUCUCCAGAAGAUUUGCUUAACGGAUCGGCAAAGUUUAUCAACAUGGAAAGUUUACCCCUUCCCAAAGAGAAACACGGCGAAACACAUAAUGCGGCAAAGUUUAUCACCAUGGAAAGUUUACCCCUUCCAAAAGAGAAACACAAUGAAACGUAUAAUACCGCUCCUAAUUUAGCCACUGUACCACAACCUGAUUCUGAUUCUGAAUUGGACAUGUUAGAUUUUCCUGAAGUUCCAAAAGUAUCAGUAUCUCCACAUCAUACUGUACAUGCGUCUGGCUCUGCAGCAUCACUGAUCCCACCUCCUUCUGCGUCGCCAUGGCCGGAAACUGAUCGUGGUUCAUUGAGAUAUACUGGUAUUCCUGAAAUUCCGCCACAAGAUUUACACUUGAGACAUGAAGAGGGGAUGCCGGUGAGAUCUGUCUCACCUGACAACAAUAAAAUGGAUAUUUCUGUUGGUGAAGAUAAACAGUUUUUGCCUUUUAUUGCUCCCCCAUCAUUUUCAUCUUCAUUUUCUCCGACACAAACUGAUUUGCCGCCACCCUCUGAUUCAAGGACUCCUGAGAAGUUUGAUUUCAAGCCCCGGCUUGAACCGGAGAUAAAUUCACCACCACCCUCUGUUUCAAGGACAAAGAGUGAGGUGACCGUGGAUUUGCACGACGUGUUGGUAGCUGCUCAGGCUGCUGCUGAAACUGCAGAACGUGCUGCAGCUGCAGCUCGCAGUGCAGCUAGUCUUGCAAAGGUUAGAAUCGAUGAGCUCACAAAGAAAAAGAAUGAUCAAGACCAUGAAAUUAGUUGCGAGAAUCCGUUCCACGAAGAUACUGUAAGUCCACCAGAUCGUAAAGAAGCAUUCCAACUAAACCAACAAGAUUCUCUGGGGCAUCAUUCUAGUUCUAUGCCGUAUUAUACACCAGAUUUCCCAGAGCAUCGCCAAGUAAGCCGUGAUUCUGAUGUUUCUGAUCACCACCAGUUCGAGCCGCAGAAAUCAGGUUUCGAUUCCUCUUCCAGCAAUUCACCUUCUGAACACAUAACUGUUCCUCAUCAGCCCCAGAGGCUCCCUUCCAUGGACGACGACCCGUUUUCAUACCCAAACUUGUUUACAGCACAGAAACCAAAUCUGGGAUCUGAUCAUUCAUCUUCUGGUGGUUCCUGAUCUCCGAGUUGAAUAGUAUGCUAUGCCGUCUAAGCUUAAGAGGUUUGGUGGAUUUAUAUUUUUUCAGCUUUCAUUUUCCAGAGCAUUCUGUGUACAAAACAGUAAGAAUAUUAUACAAUUAGAAUUGGUUUCUUUUAAUGUAUAUUUUUGAGGGACUGUAGUUUGUGUUUAUUUCAGAAAGUCACUUUUAGAAUGCAUGCCUGCUUGCUUCUUGCAA